This is a messenger RNA of Diaporthe citri, 2328 nucleotides long. RefSeq lists its product as uncharacterized. NCBI's taxonomy places the organism in Eukaryota, Fungi, Ascomycota, Sordariomycetes, Diaporthales, Diaporthaceae. Bases 1 to 2328 code for a protein of 775 amino acids. The record is from RefSeq and is a predicted model, not a curated record. The transcript is spliced from 3 exons.
AUGAAGCAACUUUCCAAGGAUGAGCUAGGCGCCCUGGCCGGUAGUUAUUUCGCCCCCGAAGGCUCAUACCAGUACAUCAAGGAGCUGCCUUUCCUGGGAAGCUUACGAUGCAAUACUACCAGCCUCGUCGCGGGUCAAUGGACAGAAGUUGUCAUCACUUACACCGUUGGUGGUAGUGGACUGGCCGAUGGAGCAUGGAUUAAGGGAACCUUCAAGUUCUACUCAGACUGGGCUCUCUUACAGACUUCAGACCAAAGGGACGAUAACUAUGUAUCUGCGGAAUACGAACCAGGCGAGCUGCUGCCGUCGCAGACGCCUGCUACGGUCCAGGGGCUAUCAGUCCGCUUCGACCAAAAGGGACACGAGAGACCUUUUCAGAAGGCCAUCAUCAUUGACAUCGUCGAUGGUUAUCUGAAUCCUGGGGAUAAGAUUGUCGUACGUAUCGGCGAUACACGGUUUGGCGCCAGAGGCACUCGAGUGCAGACAUUUGUCGAAGAGGAGUUCCGCAUGAGGUGGUACAUCGACCCUGUUGGGACAUCUCGAUUUGCGCCCAUCAAGCCGGACUUGUCUUUCAACAUCCACAGUGGGGAUAUCGCGAAGCUCAAGGUCAUCACGCCGAGGGUUGUUGGCCCCGGUGUAGACUUCCCAGUACAUGUUCACACCGAAGAUGUCUGGGGCAAUGCCACAGUCAACCAAUCUGGUCUUCAAGCCAAGAUCAAGAUCAACCUCGAGGGCGAUGGGACCACCUUGGUUCAUGCACAAGUGCCGUUGAGCACCGACGGAUGGACUUGUGGUUCAGCUAGCAUAUCCUUAAAGGCUGAGGGAGAACAUCUGGUGAUCGUAACACUGGUGGAUGCAAACGACAUGGCCAUCAGAACGCACAGAGACAAGAUCUCUGUGAAUAGCAGUCUUUCUAUCCCCCGCCCGUUGUAUGCUGAUCUCCACGUCCACUCUGACGAUACGGUCGGCACGAACUCAACCACGUACAAUUUCUCCUACGCCCAAAAGAUCGCCGGCCUUGAUAUCAUUGGCUAUACAGCCAACGACUUCAACAUCACCAAGGAUCGUUGGGAGCAGACACUUGACAUCAUCAAGGAAACCAACAAACAAGGUGAAGUCGUCAUCUUCCCCGGCACCGAAUGGUGCGGCAACUCAGCAGCAGGCGGCGACCACAACGUCGUGUUCCUCGACGACCCCUCAAAACCAAUCGAGUUCCCGCUCGACAGGAACGGCAACGUAGCCAGGAGCUUCGAGUGGAACGAACACGGCCCGUCCGAGCUGCAUCCAGGCGCGUGGCCUCUCGACGAGGUAUACGCGACCUACGCGCACUCGCCCGAGUCGCACCUCCUGAUCCCACAUGUCGGCGGGCGCAGGUGCAACCUGGCGUGGCACCACCCGCGGCUCGAGCGGCUCCUGGAGAUCGGCAGCGCGUGGGGCCACUUCGAGUGGCUGCUGCAGGACGCCGUGCGGCGGGGCUGGAAGAUGGGGGUGUGUGCCAACUCGGACGAGCACCGGGGCCGUUGUGGCGGCGGUGUACCCGGCACGGCGGUGUUUGGAACAAAGGGCGGCCUGACAGGCGUUCUCGCCCCGUCGUUGGAGCGUGAGGCGGUCGCUAAGGCACUCAGGGCUCGCCAUACGUUUGCCACGACUGGCGAGAGGCUUGUUGGCCUGGCCUCCAUUGACAGCGAGGGAUCGAUCCAGGGUGACGAUGUGCGAGUAAGCUCUCAGGGCGACAUGAGUCUUGACUAUGCAUUCUAUGGGUCAAGUGGGUUCUCCUCGAUCGAGGCUUGGGAUGCCACUGGUAUCAUCUGGCAACGCGACUUGCGGUCUGAACUUAAACCGUCACUUCCGGGCUCGCAGCCCUUUGGCGGAGUUCUCGAUAUCCCGGAAGAGGUUGUGGAACGGAGAGCAGACAACUCUGUGAUGUUCGAAACUCGUACCAGCGGUGAUUUUGACGGGGUGCUGGUGUCUUUCGAAAGCGACGAGAGACUGCCGAGUGGUGUCAAGAUCCAGGGCACGCUUGGCGGGUACGUCAAGGUUGGGGAUCCCCUGAAGGGCAAUCCACACAAGCAGCAGCCUAAAUUCGAAUUUGAAGCUUCAACUGAGGACCUUGGGAAAGACGGCGGCAAGAGGUGGGAGAUUGCUGGGGGUGCUGGGCUUUUUAUCAGUGCUGAGCUGGUUGACGAGGUCCCUUUGCCGACUCAUGCAACGGGAGCCGUGUCCAUUUCUGCCCAGGCCCCAGGCAAGCACCAGGCUGUGUACCUUGUUGGGCGAGAGUGGGACGGUGGAAAGGUCAUCACAAGUCCGCUGUUCCUGGAAUGGACUUGA